This is a messenger RNA of Camarhynchus parvulus, 5536 nucleotides long. It is a transcript of the gene CHRM2, whose product is annotated as cholinergic receptor muscarinic 2. Gene Ontology annotation, cellular component: plasma membrane. The transcript has 2 exons. Bases 374 to 1771 code for a protein of 465 amino acids. Gene Ontology annotation, biological process: regulation of heart contraction; adenylate cyclase-activating adrenergic receptor signaling pathway. Gene Ontology annotation, molecular function: G protein-coupled acetylcholine receptor activity. The record is from RefSeq and is a predicted model, not a curated record. Lineage: Eukaryota; Metazoa; Chordata; Aves; Passeriformes; Thraupidae.
GCAGCGACUCCUGAGCGUGUGCGUGUAUAUGUGUGUGCCUGUGGGUGUGGGAGGGCGAGAGGGAGCGAGAGACAAAAACUCCAUCAGCCCGGACAAUGCCACCUCUGGUUUAAAGCUCCCAACCUGUUAUUCUUUCCCCGCACUAUCACGGUUCCGAGCGAUCUGUAUUUCCCCCAGCCCAACCCCCCUCGCUCCUGGUGGAAGAUAUGGAAGAGGAAGAUAAAGCCGCUGGCUGCGGGCGCUGACGGCGCGCAGCCCGCAUGCCUCUGCCGCCGCCGCUCCAGAGAGCCGCUUGCAGCGGGAUGAGAUGCAACUUCUGCUAAUUGGAUCACAGGCUUAAGUUGUAAGUGAGUAUCUCAUUAUCAGAAGCGAAAUGAAUAACUCAACAUACAUAAACUCUUCCUCUGAAAAUGUGAUGGCCUUGGAGAGCCGCUAUAAAACUGUCGAGGUGGUGUUCAUCGUCCUGGUGGCAGGGUCCCUCAGCCUGGUCACCAUAAUUGGCAACAUCCUGGUCAUGGUGUCAAUCAAAGUCAACAGGCACCUCCAGACUGUCAACAAUUAUUUCCUGUUCAGCCUGGCCUGCGCUGACCUGAUCAUCGGCAUCUUUUCCAUGAACCUGUACACCCUGUACACUGUGAUAGGCUACUGGCCCUUGGGGCCCGUGGUGUGUGACCUCUGGCUGGCUCUGGACUAUGUGGUCAGCAACGCCUCAGUAAUGAACCUGCUCAUUAUCAGCUUUGACAGGUACUUUUGUGUCACCAAGCCCCUGACGUAUCCCGUGAAGCGGACCACGAAGAUGGCCGGCAUGAUGAUCGCAGCCGCAUGGGUGCUGUCCUUCAUCCUCUGGGCCCCUGCAAUUCUCUUCUGGCAAUUCAUUGUGGGAGGAAGGACUGUCCCAGAUGGGGACUGCUACAUCCAGUUUUUUUCCAACCCUGCUGUCACUUUUGGCACUGCCAUUGCAGCCUUCUAUUUGCCCGUUAUCAUCAUGACUGUCCUUUACUGGCAAAUUUCUCGAGCCAGUAAGAGUCGGAUAAAGAAAGGAAAAAAGGAAGCAGCCCAAAACCAAGAAACAGUUUCCCCCAGCCUUGUCCAAGGUAAAAUAGUGAAACCAAACAAUAACAAUAUCCCGACCAGUGGGGAUGGGUUGGAGCACAGCAAAAUUCAGAAUGGAAAAACCAGUGAAGAGACUGUGACCAAUAACUGUGUUCAAGGGGAGAAGGAGAGCUCCAACGACUCCACCUCCAUCAGUGCAGUUGCUUCCAACUUGAAAGAGGAUGAAGCUACCAAAGAUGCCAGACAGGCUUCUGCCUCCCAAGACCAUGUCAAAGCAGAGAACUCCAAGCUGACAUGCAUCAGAAUAGUCACCAAGUCCCAAAAGGGGGACUGCUGUGCCCCUACCAACACUACCGUGGAGAUUGUAGGCACGAAUGGGGAGGAGAAGCAGAAUAGCGUGGCCCGGAAGAUCGUCAAGAUGACAAAGCAGCCAGCCAAAAAGAAACCACCCCCUUCUAGAGAGAAAAAGGUGACAAGGACGAUUUUGGCCAUCCUCCUGGCCUUCAUCAUCACCUGGACCCCAUACAAUGUGAUGGUGCUCAUCAACAGCUUCUGCACAUCCUGCAUCCCCGGCACCGUGUGGACCCUGGGUUACUGGCUCUGUUACAUCAACAGCACCGUCAACCCCGCCUGCUACGCGCUCUGCAACGCCACCUUCAAGAAGACCUUUAAGGACCUUCUCAUGUGUCAUUACAAGAAUAUAGGAGCUACAAGGUAAAAAUGAUAAUGAAAAUGGUUAUGGAAAGGGUGGAGAAGUUCCAAAUAAAAUUUAAAAAAACUUUUGAUGCUACAGCACUUUAUGGUCUUCUGUGGAAUGUGCAAUCCAGGAUGUUAGUGGAAAUACUGAUGAGGGGCAUCAGCUGUUACCCCUGAGGACUACACUUUAAAACAUUUUUUUAAUAAUUGAAAAUAAAUCUUUGGGACACGGGGAUGUUUGACAUAUUGUUCAAGUGUGUGGACUGGAGGCACAGUUCUUACUUUCUGAGAGUAUUCUGCAGAAGGGCUUUAAAGUCUAUGAUUUUUGGGUCAUUCUGUGUAAAAUACUUGUUCUUUCAUACUCUUUUUCUUGUGUUUUUUCCUGUGUGUGUUUAUUGCGUCUUCAUCUAGGUGAAAAAAAAAACAAAAAAACCCAAAUUUUAAUAAUAACUGUGUGGAAGAGGCAUAGGAGUUUGGAAGAUCAUUGCAUAAUCCAAAUCAAUCAUGGCAGAACUUUUCUAAAGCUCAAAGUUGUCUAAAGCUGUUUUGCCACUGUCAUGUAAGAAGCUUAAUGUUAGGUAAAUCAUGAUGAAAGUUUUUUAUGUUGUUUAUGACACCACCAUUUCCAAAACCACAUCAGUUCUGAAAGUGUUCUUAUGCGCAACAUGUAAUCAUUGUAUAUUGUUCCAAGUCUGCUGCUUGCCCCAUCCCAGGGGCUUUUGUUCUGUGACUUUUUCAUCAUGUCAAGAUCAAAGUGAAAAGACGUGGUCUCGUCCAGAUUGCUACAUGCCAAGACUUCUUCAGCAUCCAUGUAAACCAAAGCUUUUGAGACUAUUUUGUUCACUUUAUUCGUCACAUAACAUUAACCUGUGGAUUUGUCUUUUACCUUCAUCAGCCCUUUCUUCCUUUCUGUACCUUACUUGUCCAGGGCAAGACCGAACAUCAAAAGAAGCUGUAAAUUUAAAGGUCUCAUCCAGUCGGCCACCAUGGUGGCCAAACAAAGGGUCUCAGGUGAAGAAUAGAAACAAGAUUAUUACUAGAAAAAUGAAAAGCUACAUCCAUUUAAAGUUGGAUGUACAGAUGAAGAGGUAUGUUGAGGCUUCACAGAAUGAAUAGUUAAUAUUAGAUGACCGUGCUGUCAAAAGAUAAUUCUAUGAUUAAUUUAUUGAGGUAAAAAAUAAGAUAGACUGACAUACCCACCUGGAUCAAGCUCUGCUAAGCCCUUAGUGUGCAACUGGGGUCCUUUCUGGGUGAAUCCUGCACAAGAUGUUUGCUUUCUGGAAAAGAUAAUGGUCACAUUGCCUUGUACUACCUGAGAGCCAUAUUUUGACUGUAAGUCAAGGGGUAACACUAAUAAAAAUCCAGACAGGAAAACUGUGAUUAUAAAAAACCAGAUAUUAAAAUAGUCUUGAUGGGAGUCUGGCAAGGUUUAAGUUCAAAUAUUUUUUGCUACUCUACAGUAGGUGAAAUUUAGAUCAUUUCUGCCUGACAAAGAAUUUAGUAUUCCAGUAUUUUAUAUUUACUGUAGCAAAAAAACCAUUUUGUGGACAGGUCAGAGGGUAUCAGAUUAUUGAAAACAGAUUGUCUGGGAGUCAUGCACAUUUUAUUUCCCUCCUUCUUAGUACCUCUAACUUCCAGGCCCUAACAAAGGUACAUUUAUAUGUUUUCUUACCCAAAAAAGCAUAGACAAUGUCCUGAGGAUCUCUUUUCUGAGUGAACACCACCCACCAAACAGGACACAAAUUCAUUUGGUUAUUUCACGCUACAGCUAUAGAAUAUUCCAAAAUGCACCUCAAAAUAUCAGCCUCUGAGAUUACAGAGAAAUUAAUCUUGCAGGAUUAAGUUUUACAUUUGACAAGCUUAAUGGAAGACAGUGUCAAAGCACUCUGGUAUCAUGACAAUUUUCAUGUUCUGCAGCACAAGUUCCCAGCAGAAAGUGAAAAUGAGGAGGAUUAAACUGCAGUAAAUUAAGGCCAUGUUAAAUUCCGGAUUAACAUGUCUUAAUAUGAAGUCAUUGAAUUUAUACCCCUAGUGAUUUCAUCCUAAUAUAACUGUCUCUAUACAGCCAGGGAUCUAAUUUUGCAACCCUCACUUGCCUUGAGUCACAUCUACUAUCACUGUUUUAAUCUUCCUGCUUGUAAGGAAGAAUAACUAAAUGACAAAACUUGCCAAAAUGAGCACUGCUUGCCUUUUAAAACUUCAUUCACUAUUUAUCUUGACAGGUCAAAGGAAGGACUUACACAUUCCUAGCUUGUUCAGUCUCUUUACAGUGUUAUAAAAAUCCAGAUAAAGUCCCGAGUUAGAAUAAAAUCAAAUAUGUUCCAUUUCUAAAUCUGACUUCUUUAUAAAAGUUUCAUAAAAGAAACACACCUGCUUCUUUCUUUCAGCAAGUGCUGUGGGUAUCAAUGGUACAGGUACUCAAAUUGGGAAAUAAUGGUUUGUAUAGCCAUAGUUAAUCUUUUAACUCUGGUUUUCUGGCAGGUGUACAAAUCCCUUAUUCUCACAUUUGAAGCUAUCACUUGUUCAUAAUUAAUUAAUCUAACAGAUAAGGACACUCCUACAGGUUAAGAAGUGUGACGGAUAGAUUGCAAUUAUACUCCUUCAUCAUAUCAUAUGAUGACACUCAAAAUACCACAGGAAGAAAAGUAUUUUGGGGCCAGCAUUCAUGAAAAAUACAAGCAAAGGAAAAACAUAAUUUUGAAGUUUUCCAGCACUUUUCCCUAGCACCACCCUCACUUGAUCUCAGAAGAUGCUUUGAUUUGUGUUAUAGUAUAUUUAAAAGGCUUGUAGGACACAAUCCUCUGUGUUUCCACCCUGUAACAGUUUAUGGUACAUUUACAUUUGCAGACAAUUAAACAGUGUAAAAAUAGUUGACAUAGUGCACCUAUGUAUGGAUCCACAGGCAUGCAAACACACAAGCCUACAUGGUUUGUGUACAUGAAAAAUAACCAACUAAUAUUCAAGAUAUUGCAUGGAGCCUUGUCUGCCUAGUGUGCAUUGCAAACUGCUGGGAGGUGCAGAGCCAACACUUUUUUCACUGUCUCACCUCUUCUGAAGGCAGAGAAGAGGUAGAACAUGCCCUCAGAUAUUGGGAACCUCUUGGGUCUUCAGGUGGUUGUGGCUCAGUAAGACAAAAAUGCGCUAAUAGUCCAGAACUGCAAAAUAAUUUCUUCUUGAAUAUCCUUUGAGCUUUCAUGUCUUUCCUUUGUGUCCCAAACCACGUUCACCAGGUUUCACUUCCCUCCUGAGUGAUAGAUCUGCAGGAUCUAGAUGUCAGUCUUGAAGAGCAGCUCUUCCUGGGUAACCUCAGCUUCCCUGGCUGUCACCUGCACCCCGUGGUCCCCAAGGUGGCCCUGCUGCUGGAGCUGCCUCAUCUUCACCUUCAGCUUGGCCAGAGGAUCCCAGCAGCACAUCCACACCAUGUGCUGUGCUUGCCACUUCUGUUUCACAUAGAAAUCCAGCACACUGUGCAGGUGACUCAUGAGAACAAAAAGAAAAGCAAAAACAUCCAAAAAGCUAUAAGUGACAACAAAAAAUUGCAGCUAGAACUUCCUACCCCCUCCUUUUCUUCCUCUUUCAUUAUUUCCAGAAAGAGGCAGCCCACAGGGAGUGAUUUGUGUUGUCAUGGGACAGCCCUACCUUCGUGCUCCAGGAAGAGAACAGCAACUUGGAGAUGCCGCAAUCCAGUGGGGAACUUUUCUGAUUAUCAGAGAUGUCUGUGGUCAAAGAGAAAGGAAGAAAGGAAGAAAAAGAAAGAGAAAGAAUAAGAAGGAAAAGGAAAAGGAAA